AUGUUCUUUUUAACAUAAAUUCAUCUUGGUUUUUUUAAGAAUAUUACUUGGAGUAAAAACUAAUUUGAGUUUCCUUAAUUUAUACAAUUAAUUGUAAAUAAAACUGUGUUUCAAUAACUUUUGAAGGAUUAGGAUGGAUCAGAUUUUUUAAAAUAUGUAGGAAUUUAUCAAUUGGACAUGCUGGUGACUAAAUAGAAUCUAUGUGUAAUUUUGACUCUUAUAUUAUUGUGUUUUAUAGAUAACCAGAAUUUUUAUUACUCUUGUAGGUGAAAUGGAGUAGGAUGAUAUUGAUUAUUUAAAACAGAACAAAUUUAAUAAAGAAUUAAUAUAUUCUAUGCAAAAAUUAAUAGAAAUAUAAUUCUAUUGCAAAAAGAUGGAACUGUAUAUUAUUAUUUAUCUUAUAAUAUUGGCCAAAAAUCUAAAAUUUAUGCAAGGCAUUAAUUAUCAAUUAUAUAAAAUGAAAAUCAAAAUGAAAAUUAAUAAAUAUUAGCAGAAAAAUUUUAUAAUUAUUUUAGUCAUUAAUAACUUAUAAAAUUUGCAAUAAUAAAUGGUAAUUUAGAAUAAUAUCAAUUUUCUAAAGGUUAAAAUUUAAAUACUCAUUUCAAAAGUUCUGUUAGAUAAGAUUUUCUUUAAUAAAUGA
Paramecium sonneborni is the source of this 640-nucleotide messenger RNA. The record is from the annotation of a GenBank genome assembly. NCBI's taxonomy places the organism in Eukaryota, Ciliophora, Oligohymenophorea, Peniculida, Parameciidae.